CCACACCUCCAAACAUGAUACUGAAUACUGUCUCCAGCCAUUCUCUAAACCUGACAUCUAAGCCCCUUCCUCAUCUCCAACCGCCCUUACAAACCUUUCAUCCAAAACCUCGCCACCAACACUCUUUAAAUUCAACAUCUAAAUUUCAUCUCAAACCCUAUCCAAAUCCCCAUUUUCAACCCUCCUCAAAUUCAAAACUCAAUUUCCAAACCAUGUAUAGAAAACCAUAACCUGAAUAGCCUAAAACCCUUAAAACACCCUCAAAACCAUAACCUCCAGUACCUUAACUACCAAACCCCAAAGUAACCUAACUAUCUGAAAGUUUCAGCCCCAAAAAUCAUAACUCCUUUUCACCAAAAAACUUCAUACUUACCAAACCAUUCAGAACAUUACCAAAGGCAUAGCCAAAACCCACAACACAUUCCACCUCCCCCCAGAACUUUAACCGCUCAUGAAAAUCCUAACCAGACCAGUCUUAAAUCUGGAACGAAAACAAACCAAAGAAAUAAAAAUGGAAGAUGGUGAAAAAAACUCAGCAAGUCUGGCAGCAUGCAGGGAGAGAAAAUAGAGGUAACACUUCUAUUCCAGUAACCUGUCUUCAGAACUGAUUAUAGCGGGGAAAAGAUUCCUCUGCCCAGCCAUGGCGUCUGAUGACGUAGUGAGGUUUCAGUUCCCGAGCCACGAGGUGACCAUCCUGAAGAAGAUGAACCAACUGCGGCUGGAGGAGCGUUUCUGUGACGUGACCAUCGUGGCAGACCAGCUGCGUUUCCCUGGACACAGGGUGGUAUUGGCCGCAUGCUCGCCGUUCCUGCGUGAUCAGUUCCACAUGAACCCAUCACAGGAGGUGCAGGUCUUCCCCAUGACCGGCGCCCAGAUUGUGCUGCGCCUGUUGCUCUCAUGCUAUACCGGCUGCCUUGAGUUCCCCUUCAAUGACAUCCUCGACUACCUGACAGCCGCGAGCUGCCUGCAGAUGGAGCAUGUGGUGGAGAAGUGCCGCCAAUCGCUGUCACCACGCAUCGGGCCCCGCGUGCCCCCAUCCGAGGGAGUCGAUGAGGGGCCUGGCACGCCGCAGAUCGCCAGCUCGUCAGAGCGAGUGCCGGACACAGAGAGGCCAGCUCCCUGGGAAGCUGGGGCAGCGGCACCAGCAUCAGAGGAGAAAAUACCGAAGCGGACGCCAGCUGACGAUGUGGUGAAGCUGGAGUCAGAACAACACUCAGAUUUCAGUGGGACCGAGGACAUCUGCAUCCACAAGGUGGAGUCGCUAGCCGACUGCAUGGAGGGUUGCCCGGAGCCGGUGGGCAAAGUGCGCGGUCCUGAGGCCGCUAACGGCCUGGAGCCCGAUCCAGGCAUUCACUCAACAGCGGGUGGCUACCCAGAUGCCAGUGGCCCUCCCUAUGACAUGUCAGAGGUGAUGAUCUCGGACGAGUUCCAGGAGGAGGACUAUGAGAGCUCAGCCAGUGAGGAGUGCCGCAGCAGCGGCUUCACUGGUAGUUACUACCGGCCUGGAGAGGAGCACCCGCCGCUGGCACCUCAACAGCAACAGCCGCCGCCCCCUUCUGCCACCGCCCUGGCGGGACUGGGCGGUAAGGAAGGGGAGUCAGCGCGCAGCCCUGGCCUGUGCUCGGAAUGCGGCGCACCGUUCGAGCACCGCGAGCACCUGGCUGCCCACAUGGUAGUCCACAAGCUCUACAUGUGCCUGCUGUGCGGCAAAGUGUUCAAGAAAAAUGCACGGCUGGCGCAGCACAUCAAUGUGCACACCGGCUUCAAGCCGUACUGCUGCGCUAUCUGCGGUCGCACCUUCACGCAGAAGCGCUCGCUCAAGGACCACAUGAACGUGCACAACGGCGACUCGCCGCAUUGCUGCAGUUACUGCGACAUGCGCUUCACCCACUACAGCACCCUGCGGGUCCACCUCCGGGACCAGCACGGCAAGACCACUACACGCAACAUGGAGAACAAGCCCGCUGAAAUCAGCCUGGUGGUGCCUUAGCAGUUGGUUUUACCCACCAACCCAAUCUACCCCUUCCAUCCUAUCCUUCCCCUCUCUCCACUUUAUCAUCUCAGAAUCUUCAUCCUUCCUCACCCCAGAUCCAUUCCAACCUGACCCCUCCCAUAUUUCACACAGAAUCGCCUCCUGUCAAAGAAGCACCCCAUUUUUUAGACAACCUCACAGUGCAGCCACCCCAAUUAACGGCACACAGUUUUAAUCUGGUCAAACAAUGGACUCUUCCAAAUUCUCGGUCCACCUUCUGCUCUUGUCUGUUUGAGUUUUUUUAACCAAGGGCCUAUCCUCACCAUCGCCUGGUUUAUUUUAUUUUGUAUGUCUCCACAACAGGAAACGUCUCUUUUGUGUAA
Hemiscyllium ocellatum (epaulette shark) is the source of this 2355-nucleotide messenger RNA. Its product is annotated as zinc finger and BTB domain-containing protein 12-like. NCBI's taxonomy places the organism in Eukaryota, Metazoa, Chordata, Chondrichthyes, Orectolobiformes, Hemiscylliidae. Gene Ontology annotation, molecular function: RNA polymerase II cis-regulatory region sequence-specific DNA binding; DNA-binding transcription factor activity, RNA polymerase II-specific; protein binding. Gene Ontology annotation, biological process: regulation of transcription by RNA polymerase II. The record is from RefSeq and is a predicted model, not a curated record. The transcript has 2 exons. The coding region runs from base 641 to 1990 and encodes 449 amino acids.